Diaporthe amygdali is the source of this 1215-nucleotide messenger RNA. RefSeq names its product O-methyltransferase. Lineage: Eukaryota; Fungi; Ascomycota; Sordariomycetes; Diaporthales; Diaporthaceae. Bases 1 to 1215 code for a protein of 404 amino acids. The transcript has 6 exons. The record is from RefSeq and is a predicted model, not a curated record. Gene Ontology annotation, molecular function: O-methyltransferase activity.
AUGGCUAUCAGCCCGGAAGAAGCCCUCAACUUGGCUGCCAAGCUUGAGGCUAUUGCAGACAACCCAGAGAGUGUUCUUGGGCUGCAGAAUGACCUGCUUCGCCAAAGACUGCGCGAGGCAGGGCGUAAACUCAGCCAUGCGAUGGAAAUACCUGUCGACACCGCUCGUAGGCUGCAGUCUACGCCCCUUGAGCUUCCAGCUGCCUUCAUUGGUGUAGAGAAGGGAAUCUUCAGCGCUCUGGCAUCCCAAGCCGGUACAACGAGCACUGAAGAGUUGGCGGAGAAGACUCAGAUUGACCCCGUUCUUUUAAAACGCCUCUUGCGAUUCUAUCAGGCCAACAAUAUGAUUUCACAACCUGGGGAUGAUGCUUACGGCGCAAACAACAUCACUAAGGGGAUGAACACACUCUGCUGCUCAGCAGGUGUUGAGUACUUCUUUGAAACAGUGCUCCCGGCCUUCACAGCCCUUCCCCAAUUCUUGCGGGACAAUGGAUACAAAAAUCCCACAAACCCGGAUCAUCUAGCAUGGCAUGCAGGACAUAAGACUGAGCUCAACGCUUUCCCGUGGCUGCUAAGCCACCCGCGUCAGAUGGAAGUAUUCAUGCAGGCCAUGGCGACAUUGAGGGAUGGUAUGCCGAACUGGUUCGACAUUGUUGACUUUCGCGAAGAAGUCCUUCACGGGCAUGAUACGGAACCAGCCAUACCUCUCUUUGUGGAUGUAGGCGGGGCCAUGGGCCAACAAUGCAUCUUCUUCAAGAAAGCAUACCCCGACCUUGAGGGAAGGGUUAUCGUUCAAGACCAGGCACAAGUCGUUAGCCAGAUUGAAGCGACUCCUCUACCAGGCUUCGAGGGUAUCGAGGCCAUAGCUCACGACUUCUUCAAGCCACAGCCAAUUAAAGGAGCACGCGCAUAUUAUCUCAGAAUGAUAUUUCAUGACUGGCCUGAUCACAAGGCCGUUGAGAUUCUUAGACAUCUCAGGGACGCCAUGACAGAGAGCUCUUACCUCUUGAUUGACGACACGGUCUUAUCUGAAAAGCAGGCUCCAUGGAAAGCCGCAUUCUUGGAUAUGACAAUGAUGUGCCAACUCGGGGCUCAGGAGCGCACCAAGGCUCAAUGGGAAAGACUCACAGCUGAGAGUGGAUUCAAGAUUCUUAAGAUUUGCGAGUACGCGCCUGAUGCUCAAGAAAGUCUCAUUAUUGCCGUUAAGUCGCCGUAG